UUUUUUUAAAAAAAAAAACCCACCUUUUUAUUUAUUAUCAUUACCAUUUAUCCUCUCAUAUUCCCUACGAAGAAAGAAAUUUAUCACCCUUUUUUUCCAAAUGUCAGCGGCUAUUCUUCGACCAAAUAGCGAAACACAAUAUUAUUCUCCUGCAAAUUAUUCUAGACAAAUGCAAAUGUUGCACCAACAACAACAACAACAACAGCAACAUCAACAACAACAGCAUCAUAAUCAUCAUCAAUCAAAUUUCUUACAAUCGAACAAUUGUAAAACUGAAUCUUUACCCCUAUCUUUACCUGACCAACAACAACAACAAUCUUCCAUGUUAAAGAAUAAUAACAAUACAAGUCAAAUUAACAAUAAUACUUCCGCACCUCAUUUUGAAUAUGUUUCAUAUGAUAGAGUUCAAGAUCUAUAUGAACAAAGAAAAGGUCAUUUUUAUUUCAUUCCUGAAGGUUUUGAACCCGUCUUGGUUCCCAAUGAUUCAAAAGCUCAGGCUGUAACAAAUUUAUUGGAAACCUCCAAACCUGUCUCUACCGCUCCUAAUGUUUCAAGAAUGUUACCUGAUACUGAUGUUCGUUUACCAUCUUAUGCCUUACCUUGUGGUGUCGCUGGACCUGCAAAGAAGGAUGUUGCUCCUAAUGGUAAAAUUCCUAAAGUUAAGAAACCUCCUAGACCUCCGAAUGCUUUCAUACUUUAUCGAAGAGCGAAACAACCAACUAUUGUCGCUCAACAUCAAGGAAUUACAAAUAAUGAGGUUUCUAAAGAAAUUGGAAAGAUGUGGCACGAAGAACCGAUGGAAGUUCGUCUUAAAUUUCAAAAAAUGGCCGAAGCUGCUAAAGAGGAACACAUGAAAAAAUACCCAGAAUAUAGGUAUCGUCCAAGAAGACCACAAGAAAGGAAACGUCGCGUUCAAACACGUGAAGCUUCAAACAGAAGAUCUUCGGCCCCAACUUUACCUCAUCGUGUAUCAUCAUCAUCCGUUGUAGAAAAUCCUGAUUACAUAUCAUCAAGACGUGUAUCAUCAAUAUCUAGUGAUGGAGAAAAUAGAAGUCCUAUUCAAAAUCAACAACAAAUUUAUUACGCUAAUUCCGAAGCACCAUCAGAUUCUACUUAUGGUGGAAUGAUUGAUAAUCAAACAAUGCCACCACAAUUCACUUCUUACAUGCAACCAUCAAUUAAUGAUUUCUCAGUAUUUGAGGCUCAACCUCAGGAUAUGUCGGAAGACGGAGUUGAUUUUGAUUAUGAUUAUAACGAUUAUAAUCCACAAAUGAUAAAUUACGCAGGGCAUUAUCCUCAUCAUCAAUACGUACAAAAAUAUUGAAUUAUUAAUUAAUUCGUUUAUAUUACGUCUUGUUACCCUAUUGCUACCCUCUUGGCUUGCGCCCUUCGGCGUAACCUGUCUAGACUCUAGAAUAUUCGUUUAUUUUACGCCAAAUUCUAGAUCGUAUUGAAAGAUUCAAAAAUUUCUCAGUAUUUCAAAUAUAUUUCAGUAGUCGAUGUUCAAAAAAAAAAUUCGUUUU
Messenger RNA from Rhizophagus irregularis DAOM 181602=DAOM 197198, 1523 nucleotides. RefSeq lists its product as uncharacterized. The record is from RefSeq and is a predicted model, not a curated record. Gene Ontology annotation, molecular function: DNA-binding transcription factor activity, RNA polymerase II-specific; RNA polymerase II cis-regulatory region sequence-specific DNA binding. Gene Ontology annotation, biological process: cell differentiation; regulation of transcription by RNA polymerase II; anatomical structure morphogenesis. Lineage: Eukaryota; Fungi; Glomeromycota; Glomeromycetes; Glomerales; Glomeraceae.